This is a messenger RNA of Rhinolophus ferrumequinum (greater horseshoe bat), 381 nucleotides long. RefSeq names its product prolactin releasing hormone (gene PRLH). Bases 43 to 318 code for a protein of 91 amino acids. Gene Ontology annotation, biological process: feeding behavior; response to peptide hormone; G protein-coupled receptor signaling pathway. Lineage: Eukaryota; Metazoa; Chordata; Mammalia; Chiroptera; Rhinolophidae. The record is from RefSeq and is a predicted model, not a curated record. Gene Ontology annotation, molecular function: prolactin-releasing peptide receptor binding; neuropeptide hormone activity. The transcript is spliced from 2 exons.
UGGGAACCCCCUGGAGCGGGGCCUCGGGGAAGAGCCAGGGGGAUGAAGGACCUGCGAGCCUGGCUCCUGUGCCUGCUGCUGCUGGGGCUGGCCCUGCGGGGGGCUGCGAGCCGAGCCCACCAGCACUCCAUGGGGAUGCACACCCCGGACAUUGAUCCUGCCUGGUACACGGGCCGCAGAAUCAGACCCGUGGGACGCUUUGGCCGGAGACUGGCCCUGAGGAAUGUCCCAAAGCUCCAGUUGGCCUGGUCGGCUUCCCCCUGGAAGGCGGCACUGAGCCCUUCCAGGGUGGGUGACAGCCCAGUGCCCGGGGAGUGACUCCAGCAGCCUUCCCCCAAGCCCCACCCUCUCCACCAGAGGCAACUUUCCCUUCAGUCCUAA